CGCACGCUAUGCGGACUUCGACGUGAUCUACGAAUUUCGGAACGGUAUAUCGUUUCUUUAUCUUUCUCACCCUUUUUCUCUUUCAUCCCUUACGUCCUUCUUCUCUUUAUUCGCGCCCCCGAUUUAAUCAUCCCUUCGGCCAGGGCGUCGUGACGAAAGCUGUGAUUCGCGUAUCGCGGGGACAAAUGUGCACGGUGGACAGCAGUGUGACAUAGUGCGCGGAAGGUAGGAGACGAAGAGAUCGGCAGGUGGGCAGAGGAGCGAGGAACGCGGAAAGAGGAGGAGCAGAAGGUGGAUGACGAUGAUGAGGGGGCACAGGAAGAGGGCGCCGAGCCCUGAUGCAUUCGCAUCUUCUACAUAGGGGGUACCAUCGUUCCGUCUCUUCGACGUCCGACGUCUGACGACGAGCAGCAAGCACGCCGAGGACGACGACGACGACGACGACGACGACGACGACGACGACGACGACGACGACGACAACAACGACGGCGACGACGGCGACGACGUCGCUUAGGAGUAUCCAGCACGAAACCAGCACUGCCGUUUGUUCUCCGAGAUGGCGGACGAAAAGGAGAAGCAGACGUUUUUGCAGAAGCUGCUGUUUUACACGACCGCGUUCUUCAUCCUCCUCAGCACCUUCAGCCUCUUCGCCUUCCUCUUCUUGGUCCCCUUCGUUAUUGACCCCGCCUUCACCACCAUCUUCAUGCAGUUCGAAACUCGACCCGCCGAGUGUGUCACCAUUGAUGUUGAAUCCAGAAGAGGUACGAGCAAUUGCUCAUGGACAUCCUGUAGAGAGGGUUGUACUAAGGAACUGUACGAUUGCACGCAAAUACGCGUCAAUUAUAAACUACCGGAUAACACGUCCGAUGGGGCGGACGGGGAAGGCAGAGCGGUAGGAGGUGUCGAGGAUGACGAAGAGAACAAACAGAUGCCUCGUUAUGAGCGUUCCUUAAACGAGUACAUCGAGGACCUCGACGAGAAUUUUGCUAUGGAUGAUGAGAACGGACUGCCGAAAUCUUUCCCUACAGGUCUCAUGGGCAACGACUCCGUGUGGUACUUCACCGGGGCCAAGCUGUUCCCCAACGUAAAAGGCUGUGGAUACCCUCCAAUGCUGAAUUGCAGUAUUUUCUACCGGCAGUACGCCAACAUAGGGCAGAACUUUAGCUGUUACUACUCGAAAGUGGAUCCCGGGAUAGUCAUCAGCGACCUCGACAUGUGGCAGGUGUAUAUGAAUCUUGUGUACGCGAUGGCGAUUCCGAUACCGUCUUUCAUAAUCUCGGUGAUAUACCUCACCAUCGCCUACUUCAAGAUCUACAACGAAGACGAGGUAGUCCUCGUAGGUGGUGAAGAGGGUGAGGAAGGGGAAGAAGGGGAAGGCGCCGAUACACCCUUGCCACCUACUAGUGGUGCAUUGACGCCCGGAAGUGAAGCCUUCAGGGAAGAUUUGGCGAGCUUCGGGCACCAACUCAAGGUCGCAAUGGCCGACGACAUCAGCAGGGAAAGUCUUGACGGAAUUCCUAACUCGCUCUCCGUUCAGGGAAACUUGAACAAAACGAUGACGACGAGUAUCUCAACUCCCCCUGGGCCGACGGCAGCAGUUUGAAGCGACAUUUUCAAGGUUUGAAUAAUAUCUCGUGGAGACCACAUUAGGCGAUAAUUCAUCGCCGUCCGUAAAGAAGCAAAGGCGUUGGCCGAAGAAGCUUCCUUGAUCAAGGAAGAACGAAGAAGAGGAGCCAAGUUAUCUUUCUGUCUCAGGAUCGACUAAAAUCCACCCUCGCGAUUCACGGAGUGAACCAGAGGCAAACUCGGUACUUUCUCGAGACACACGAAUCGUACGCGAUUACACGGCGAUUCAAGGAAACUUUUGACGAAUCUGCCAUUUCUCUAUUGUAAAAAUCUGUCCCCAUUACAAGCGCCGACUAUACUUGCAGUCACGAUAUUUCGCGACGUACUUUUUCCUACUCGAUAAUAGCUCAAUAACGCGAAGUCGUGCGUAUAACUCUGUCGCAACUCAUGCCAGAGAGGCAGCAGUCCCUCUCAAACGCGGUAUCUUCAGUGCGAUGCUCGUAUGCGCCAGAAAAGUUCUUCAUUUCUUGCAAAUGUUUAAACGUUGGCGGCGCAGUCGUUAUACCGCCCGCCAAAAUUGAUUUACCUCGCACGAUGCCUUCUUCGUAGCUUGUCUAAGUACGAUUCGCGAUCCGAAAUCAAUUCGCGAAUCCCGUGCCUGUAUAUCGCAUCCUUGUAAACACGAAGAAUCUGUCCUUACUGUCGUAUACGUAGCGUUCGGGAUACACCGUAUAUUUUUAAACGAUUUUCCACGAUGUAUCCGCUAUGGUAGAUAAUCGUUUUGCGUAAAGAGAAAAUUAAUCGGUCGCUUUGAAAAUGGCGGAAGUCUAAAAAAAAAAAAAGAAUUAAAGUCUGCACUAUUCUCGAAUUAUAGAAAAAUGUGUAAUGAUUAAGUUACAAAUUUAUAUGUAAAUUUUCAACGGCGGAUUAUAAAUCUGCCUGUGCCAGCCGUAAAUUUUUGGAAUGUACGUCUCCAUCCAUGCGGCACCAAGUUGCGGACUUUAAAGAAGCUUAUUUUUACGUAAGCGAUAAAUGUUUUCUGUCUCUAUCGCAUCUCUCUUUCUCUCUCUAUGCCCAUUAACUGAUCGAAUCUCAAAGUUACUGGACUCAUGUCAUUCUCAAAACGACUGAUGUAAAUUUGCAACGAAGCGCAUACCGAGCACACGCUUCCUCUGGUUCACUCAACGAUACCGAACGGACGUCCAUCUGGGGAACGCAGAGGAAAAAAACGCGCGGAGGUUCCACUCGCGGCAUCACGCGCUAUCUGUAUAUUAAAGUCACGAGUUUAUAUAGUUAUGAACUUAAAGAACUUAAUCAGUAAAACUAUGAGCUAAAAAUACCGUUAAACGUUACGAGUAUUAUCAGGUAAUUCGCUUGCUGUGUGAUCAUGAUGCGUCCACUCGCGUGCAUCGUUAGACACUUUUAUCAAACACACCGACGACAUCACGUCCGUUCCACUUUUAUCUGGCGACACGCUUUUGCAAAUAAAAAAAACGCGCGAUUCGCAAGUGUCCACCCCCCCCCCCCCGCACUCCGUUGCGGUCUCGUCCAUGUACUAUGAUCUCCACACGCACAAAUUCUAACGGUUUUCAGGUACCUGACCGACACGUACGAAGAAACGUAGGUACCUUCGCGAGUCUUACGAUUGCUACAUAUGCGCAUUUAAAUCGAUACGAGUGUACAAGGUGAAGAAACAUUCGGUAUAUAACGGAGAGAAAAACUCGAGAUAUCGGCCAGUUGUUUUUAGGUGCGCUUUCUGCAUUCAAACGAGGCAAAUUAUAUGCUAUUCCUUUAGAAAGAAAUUAAAGAGAGAAAAAAGGUAUUAAGAGCAUAAUUAAAAAGAGCAGACCCAUUGU
This is a messenger RNA of Trachymyrmex septentrionalis, 3422 nucleotides long. RefSeq names its product UPF0769 protein C21orf59 homolog. The transcript has 6 exons. The record is from RefSeq and is a predicted model, not a curated record. Gene Ontology annotation, molecular function: sodium channel regulator activity. Bases 557 to 1603 code for a protein of 348 amino acids. Gene Ontology annotation, biological process: regulation of sodium ion transport; regulation of cilium movement. Lineage: Eukaryota; Metazoa; Arthropoda; Insecta; Hymenoptera; Formicidae.